UUAAAGGAACGCUGCCUUGGGCUUGCCUGAAAACGCCGAAGAUGAUUAACAAUGGAGUAUGCAGCCUCCGCACAUGCCUCCGUCUCCCGGAGAGACCCCUAUUCCGAGCAUCUCCGCUCUCAUUCAGUCGGCGGCUGCGGUUUAUCGCCACCGCAGCCGAAACGAAGAAGAAAGAGAAGGUGAUAGUCAUUUCUGGACCUACCGGUUCCGGCAAGAGCCGCCUCGCAAUGGAGCUCGCAAAGCGCCUCAAUGGCGAAAUCGUCAGUGCCGACUCUGUCCAGGUUUAUCAGGGUCUUGAUAUUGGAUCUGCGAAGCCUUCCUUAGAUGAUAGAAAGGAGGUACCGCAUCAUCUUGUUGAUAUACUGCACCCAUCUGAAGACUAUUCUGUUGGGCAGUUUUUUGAAGAUGCAAGGCAAGCUACAAAAUGUAUUUUUGACAAAGGCCGUGUUCCCAUAGUUGUUGGGGGCACUGGAUUGUAUUUAAGAUGGUUCAUAUAUGGAAAGCCAGAUGUGCCUAAAGCCUCUGCAGAGGUUUCAUCUCAAGUACAUCUGGAAUUAGCCAAACUGCAGAGAAAUGAAGACUGGGAUGCUGCUGUGCAGUUGGUGGUAAAAGCAGGUGAUCCAAAGGCCCAAUUUGUGGCAUCGAAUGAUUGGUACCGAUUACGUCGUAGCCUAGAGAUUAUUAGGUCUAGUGGAUCACCUCCUUCUGCUUUUCGGGUACCAUAUGAAUCUUUCACGGAACAGGAUGGUUGUAGUGUUGCUGAUGGUUCUGAGCCGUCUCAUAUGACCACUUAUGGUGAUGCAAUGGAAACCGACUCAUCAAAGUUAGACUACGACUUUUUGUGUUUUUUCCUUUCUAGCAACAGACUUGACCUCUAUAAGUCACUUGAUUAUCGGUGUGAAGAUAUGCUAUUAGGAAGGCAUGGGAUUUUGUUGGAGGCUCAGUGGCUUCUUGAUAUUGGUCUUCAUCCAAACUCCAAUUCUGCAACUCGAGCAAUUGGUUACAGACAGGGCAUGGAGUACUUGCUAACAUGCAGAGAGCAAAGGGGUCAGAGUUCAGCUCGAGAAUUUUACAAAUUCUUGGCUGAAUUUCAAAAAGCUUCACGGAAUUUUGCAAAAAGACAGUUGACAUGGUUUCGCAAUGAACGUAUAUACCACUGGCUUGAUGCUUCUAAACCUCUGGAAACCGUUCUUAACUUCAUUCACGAUGCAUACAAUUAUGGAAAUGGAAGUCUUCUUGUGCCUGAACACCUAAGCAUGCCGAGAGAUAUUUCAGAUCGCCGGGUAGCUGCUAAACUUAAGUCUUACCGCUCCAAAAAUAGGCAUUUUGUGAACGGGGAAGAUUGUUCUCAUAUACUCAACUGGAUAAGAGAGACUCAAAGGUGAAGGGAUGGAAAUUUUCGUUUUGCAUUCCCUUGAGCUGGCCGGGCAUUCAUUGGGCUCAAUUUUUGUAUUAUGAAGCUGAAUUUUUAUUUUUUUUUUAUAAAUUUGCUUUCUUGUUUUAUCUUUUCUUCAAUAUUUGUUUUUUGUGGUUCAGCUAUAUUUAAAAAUGAUUGCUUCUCCCUUUUUGGGUAGCAUGCACGACUUAUGUAACCGACCAAUAAGAAGUAGAGGAAAUGUUUUAGGCCUUGCUUUCUCUUUUACCUUCAAGUGUUAAAUUUGGCAACCCAUGACCCAAUUUGGCAACCCACUUUUAAUGCAGUAAUUUUAUUUUUUUAUAA
This is a messenger RNA of Lotus japonicus, 1720 nucleotides long. Its product is annotated as tRNA dimethylallyltransferase 9. NCBI's taxonomy places the organism in Eukaryota, Viridiplantae, Streptophyta, Magnoliopsida, Fabales, Fabaceae. The transcript has 11 exons. The coding region runs from base 42 to 1385 and encodes 447 amino acids. Gene Ontology annotation, molecular function: tRNA dimethylallyltransferase activity. The record is from RefSeq and is a predicted model, not a curated record. Gene Ontology annotation, biological process: cytokinin biosynthetic process; tRNA modification.